AUGCCACCAAGGUACAAGAACAGGUCUGCCUCUAGCUUUGGGGAGCAGAGGACGUUUUGGUUUGUACCAUCGGAUGAAAAGAAGAAGCAAGGUUGUCAGCGAGAAAAUGAGACUCUAAUACAGAGAAGGAAGGACCAGAUGCAGCCUGGGGGCACUACAGUCAGCGUUACUGUACCCUAUCGAGUAGUAGACCAGCCUCUGAAACUUAUGCCACAAGACUGGGAUCGGGUGGUGGCCGUGUUCGUGCAGGGUCCUGCCUGGCAGUUCAAAGGCUGGCCUUGGCUCUUGCCUGACGGAUCACCUGUUGAUAUCUUUGCAAAAAUUAAAGCUUUCCAUCUCAAAUACGAUGAAGUGCGUUUGGAUCCAAACGUACAGAAAUGGGAUGUGACAGUGUUAGAACUAAGCUACCACAAAAGACAUUUGGACAGGCCAGUAUUUCUACGCUUCUGGGAAACUUUGGACAGGUAUAUGGUAAAGCACAAAUCUCACUUGAGAUUCUGAAUCCUUCAGCUGCCAUUUAUUUCCUGAAGUGUGGAUGGAGAAAAAUGAAAGGGCCUCCAGUUUGGAGACCAGAGCUCGCACUAUAUGAUACGUCAAGAACUUUACAAAUGAAGAAAGAUCACAGUUUAAACUUUUUAUAAAAUCUUGUUUGGAUGCUUCAUGCUAUGGCAGGUUGAUACCUGUUGUUAUUCAGAAGCAAAGGGGUUUUGCUUAAAACUAUUUUUUUAAUGUUGUUAGCCUUCUAGUCUGCAAUCCAAAUUGUAUAUUUUGAUAGCAGCAGUUUCUUCUCUGUUUUGUUAAAUUAGCCACAUUUUUAAAUAAUGUGUUUUGUUCCUUAUUAGAAAAUAGAUUGAUCUUCACUGCAGGUUACCAAUGCGUGUGUGCGCGUGUGCGCACGUGUGUGUGUAUAUGUGUGUGUGUCUAUAUAUAAUGUAUAAAAAAAAAAAAUAGACACACUGACGCACACAGAUGUUACCAAGCUUUCUAAACCACUUAGCUUCUGAGCUUAGUUUUGGUUUUCUUUGCUUAUUGUUUCACUUACAGAAAAUAUUUUGUUGUGAAUGAUAUUACAUUUUAGUCAAUAGGACUUGCAAACUGAGCAAAGUGAAAAUUGUUUGGGGUAAAUCAAAAUGUCAACCUGUAUAUGUAUAUUCUGUCAGUCUUUGUUGAAAAAGGGAAGAUGAAAAAUCUAGAAACACUUUUUGGAUUUGUAAUGUCCCAUUUACCAAGUCUUUAAACUUUAUUAUAGGAAUACCUUCAAGUCAUUUUAACUUUAAAUUGCCGUUCUCCACACAGGUCUCUUUAUUUAAGCUGAAAGUGUGCAUGUGUACAUUCCCAUCUAUCAAAAUACCUUUACGUAUGAGUCUAAAUGUUACCUAGAUUAAACAGUGAAUAGAGAAGGAGAGAGUUUGGAUUUUUUUUCCCUGAAACAGCUACCACAAGGAAUGAAUAAUUUUAUCUUCUUUGAAUUUAUACCUCUAAUAUCACCUCUAAUAUUAUUUUCUGACAUAAGUAGCCCAGACUAUGUCUACGGGAGUUGUAAUUUUCUGAGAUGAAUGGCUAAUGUGGCUUCCUAACAGUCCUGCAUUGGAAUGGAAAAUAAGUCUACUCCAGUUACCAAAGAACAAAUUUUGCUUCAUCUACAGUAUGAGGCCAGAAGUCCCUGGUAUUUGUAUGAAUUUAUGGUAUCUCUGUAUCUAUUUAAUAACAUGAACUUGACGUUGCAUACCCGUGGAUGUAGAGUAUCAUCGAAUACUGUAACACCCACGUGAAUUUUUUUCGGGGAUAGAAAAUAGAUGUUUAUAUUCCUGUUCUUGAAAUUCCAAACCAUGUUUUUUUAAUAUACUUUACAUUUAAGGUUUGAUGACAGUAAAAUGUUCUACCUAUUCUUCUUUAGUUUUGCUUUUUAUUUGAUGUUACCUUCAUUUUUAUUAAAAGCAGAAGGCACAUCUCCUUAAGAGGUUUUUAAAACUAUGUCUUAAAUGUGAGGAAGGGAAGGUCUGACUUUUGGUUAUGUUUCCAUCCCUGCUAUAUCAAGAUUACUAUUUUUAAAU
Pterocles gutturalis (yellow-throated sandgrouse) is the source of this 2054-nucleotide messenger RNA. RefSeq names its product parafibromin-like. Bases 1 to 501 code for a protein of 166 amino acids. The transcript is spliced from 5 exons. Gene Ontology annotation, molecular function: RNA polymerase II complex binding. Gene Ontology annotation, cellular component: Cdc73/Paf1 complex. Gene Ontology annotation, biological process: transcription elongation by RNA polymerase II; positive regulation of transcription elongation by RNA polymerase II. The record is from RefSeq and is a predicted model, not a curated record. Lineage: Eukaryota; Metazoa; Chordata; Aves; Pterocliformes; Pteroclidae.